Messenger RNA from Aspergillus nidulans FGSC A4, 2622 nucleotides. RefSeq names its product isochorismatase family protein family. The record is from RefSeq and is a predicted model, not a curated record. Gene Ontology annotation, molecular function: 2-oxoglutarate-dependent dioxygenase activity; dioxygenase activity; iron ion binding. NCBI's taxonomy places the organism in Eukaryota, Fungi, Ascomycota, Eurotiomycetes, Eurotiales, Aspergillaceae. The coding region runs from base 169 to 2622 and encodes 817 amino acids. The transcript has a single exon. Gene Ontology annotation, biological process: DNA alkylation repair; DNA repair.
GGCGGUUGUCUUGGGAGUUCACUAUUUUGCAGCUUCGCCUGUCUCCCCUCGCAAUCUUUUUCCGACAGCUAAUCCACCUCAACUCGAGCCGCUUGGGCUAGCUCACCAGUAUAUUCUUUAUUCGUAUUUCCCUCUGUGUGUGUCUUCCUCUGGCCAUGUGCAGCUAAGAUGAAUUUUCUUUCCGCCCUCGGGAAUCUGCCAACCCGACAAGCACUCCUCCUUCUCGACUUCCAAAACGACUUUGUUCGUCCAAAUGGAGCUCUUCAUGUGCCGAAUACGGCAGAUAUUAUCGAGAUUAUUCCACCACUUGCCAAUGCAUUCCGUCGCACGGGCUAUGUUGUCUGGGGCCGCUCGUAUCAUGAGUCACGCCAACCGCUGCUCAACGCUGACGGCCAAGAUCUGGUAGUUAUAAGCCGCGCCGAGGACUCGGUCAAAAAACGAACAGCAGACUUUGAGCUGAAAGGCCCUCUUCAUGAAGAGGCCUUUCUUUCGACCGAAACUCCUCAGUGCUGUCUUCCUCAAAGCGCUGGAGCCCAAUUCCCCGCCCCGCUACUCGCGGCUAUCGAUUCCGAGUCCGAUAUCCUAAUAGAGAAAUCAGAGUAUUCUGCUUUGUCUCCGGCGCUUGUUCUUUCCCUGCGCACUCGUUUUGUGACCGAAAUCUAUCUCUGCGGUUCCCUCUCCAACGCCUCGGUCUACGCGACUGCGCUUGACGCCGUCCGUCACGGGUUCUCGCUUUUCUUAAUCGAGGACUGUCUAGGUUACCGGAGUUUUUCUCGCCACGAGGAGACUAUGCGACGCAUGGCCGAUGUUCUUGGAGCAAACGGCAUUACCUCUCAGGAGCUCCUAGAACAGCUGGACCGCGAAGAGACCGAUCAGAUCGCACGCAGUGCGCCCCGCCUGGCACGGCCUUUACCCCCGGCUGGCAUUGAAGGUGAUCUGGAGGAUCUGGACGUAAAGCUCAACACCACAAACACCAAAGAAGAUAGCCCUGAGCCUCCUUUGAGACGCCGGAGGCUAGAAGAUAUCUUGGCUGAAAUGUCUGAUGACGAGCAUGGCCAUCUCCGGGAACUGGCAGAACUGAGUCGUGGGCAGGUCCGCUCUUAUCGCGUUGAGCGAGACGGACAAUCUCAUGGACCAGAGUCAGUAGAUAAUUCGGCGAGAAACACCCGCCGAAAGCGACCCGACCAAAGCGAGUCUCGCUCCUCUCGAACUGAACGUCACCGAGUCAGGAGAUUGAAGCCAGCAACGAACGUCUGUCGCCCAGGGGAUGUUAUCGGAGAGGGUGAUUCCCGGAUUGUCUAUGAACUUGAUUUGCCAGAGAAUGCUUUUGAACGCAUCCGUGACGAAGUGGCUUGGCAGAAGAUGUACCACAUGUCCGGACAGGUACCCCGUCUCGUUGCUGUUCAAGGGAAGCGCUCGUCGGAUGGUUCCAUACCGAUCUACCGUCAUCCUGCAGACGAAUCACCUCCACUUGAACCAUUUUCCCCUACUGUCGACCAGGUACGUGUCCUUGUGGAACGUAUUCUAGGACACCCUCUGAAUCAUGUCCUCAUCCAACUCUAUCGUGACGGGCAAGACCGAAUCUCUGAGCAUUCAGAUAAGACCCUCGACAUUGUCCGUGGUUCUUCUAUCUGCAAUGUCAGCCUUGGCGCCCAACGAGUCAUGAUACUCCGGCAGAAGGGCUCGACGAACGAGGAAGGCACAGCUAGAGUCACACAACGAAUACCGAUGCCCCACGAGUCUCUCUUCGUAUUGGGCGAAAGGACAAAUGCAGCCUGGGUUCAUGGCAUUAAGGCCGAUAAGCGGCAAGAGUCCGAGAAAUCGGUGGAGGAGCGCGCUUACGGAGGUCAAAGGAUCUCGCUUACUUUCCGACAUAUUGGCACCUUCUUAGACCCUAUCAUUGACACUAUCUGGGGUCAAGGUGCCGUCGCUAAAUGCCAGGGUGAAGCGCGCCCCGUAAUCCAUGCCAACGCAGAAGAAACCGAGCGGCUGGUGCGCGCUUUUGGAGAAGAAAACAGGUCUAUUGAUUUUGACUGGGACGCCGCUUAUGGCGAAGGCUUCGAUGUUGUCAAUUUUGUCACAGCCACCAGUACCAAACUGGUCCUUGGUGAGGACGAGGUAGUCAACUUGCGGGUUCAACUUGGCCUAGGCGAGAAUAGUAUUAGAUAUGACACCACCCCGCAUCAGACCUUACAAGCAGGUAGUGAGGCCAAGCUGCCCUUGUACAUCGACUCGGACGGUACGAAGGUCGCUGGUGAUCAGGCGAUACUGAGAUACCUAGCGCAGCGCGCUCCCGAUCCAGAACGACAAGGCGUGGAGGUGUUGCGCGGUGGCGAUAAGUUAUCCGACAUCGACGGCCUUCUCGCGAAAUGGCGAGAAUCCUACAAUAGCAGCGAGCCAGAUUUUGAUACAUUGACCCCGUGGGAACAAGUUUUAACCGGGCAGCACUACCUUGGCGGGAACACUUUGGCAAUUGAUGACUGCGCAUUUUGGCCAGUUCUAAGGGAGUUUGUCCAAAAGACCGGACCGCUCUCAGACAAGGCGUAUCCUAAUUUAGCCCAGUACUAUACACGAGUUGGCAAACGUGGCAUUGUCAGGGCAGUCCUCGAAGAAAUGAAAUGA